GGUUGUAUCGAUGUGAAAACAAACAGUCUGAGCAGCAGAACACGCAGCAACCACAGAGCAGACAGAGUCUGACACUGUAGUAAGGGGCCAGACUGGGGAGAGCAUGGCACGUUCUACGUCCAGGGCAGAAGGUCUUUCCACGGAGCCCGACACCAAGAUGUUCUGCUGGCAAUGCUGGAAACGCUGCCUCCCCCAGGCUUACAGAGGGGAGCUGUACCACAUCCUGCGCAUGACGGGACCCCUGCUUGCGUGCCGCUUCCUGAAUUUCCUUCUUUUCUUUGUGGUCACAAUGUUCUGCGGCCGUUUGGGGAACACAGUGCUGGCGGGAUACGGCAUGGCGUCUGCUACAAUAAAUGUGACGACCGCAGCAACUGGAUUGGGUCUUGCUUUGGCGUGUGAUACGCUGGUUUCACAGACGUUUGGGAGCAAGAACCUGCUGCAGGUGGGGGUGAUUUUGCAGAGAGGCAUUCUGAUCCUGCUUCUCUUCUGCCUGCCCUGCUGGGCCCUGCUCAUCAACACCCAGUCCCUCCUCCUCUGCCUGGGACAGGAGCCCGAGGUGGCCAGGAUAGCACAUCUCUACGUUGUCACUUUCCUCCCUGCGGUCCCAGCCAUGUAUCUUUACCAGCUACAGCUGUCUUAUCUGCAAAACCAGGGUGUGAUUUUACCUCAAAUGUACACAUCUGUGCUGGCCAAUAUCAUGAAUGUGAUAGCUAACUACGUUCUGCUGUUUUGGUGGGAUCUUGGUGUACAUGGGUCUGCAGUAGCCAACAGUUUUGGCCAAGUUUUCAUCUGCUUUGCUCUGUUUGCUUACAUUCGCCUAAAGAAACUCCAUGUCCACACAUGGGGAGGCUGGUCCGCCGAGUCACUGCAGGACUGGGGUGCCUACAUGAAGCUAGCCAUUCCUAGUACAUUAAUGACAUGCUUUGAAUGGUGGAUCUAUGAGAUCGGUGGAUUCUUAGCAGGAAUGUUAGGAGAGGUAGACCUUGCAGCUCAACAUGUGGUCAUAAUGCUGGCAUAUAUAAACUACAUGAUCCCAUUAGGCCUGCAAGGUGUGGCGUGCGUGCGUGUGGGCAACGCACUAGGAGCUGGAGACACAGCUGGAGCCAUCCUCACUAGCAAGGUUUCUCUCACCUGCGGAGCUGUUCUGGCCAUCAUUCAGGGUCUUGUGCUGGGGUCCACUAAAACAGUCAUUGGCUUCAUGUUCACCUCAGAUGAGACCAUAGCAGAGUUAGUCUCUCAACUCAUGAGUAUCUACUGCCCCCUUCAGUUCUUUAACGGAAUUUUGUGUGUUGGUAUGGGAGUUGUCCUAGGCACAGGGCAGCAGAAGAUUGCAGCCAUUGCCAAUCUGUUGGGUUACUACGGCAUUGGCCUUCCACUAAGCGUCGCUCUCACUUUUCCUGCCAAGCUCCAUGUCGCAGGCUUCUGGUUAGGCCUUUUGGUUGCUGUCUUUCUGCUGGCAAUAUUUUUCAUUGUCGUCAUCUUCAAAUUAAACUGGAAGAAAAUGACAGAGGAGGCUGUCGACCGUGCUGGAAUGGGAAAGAAAAGCACAGCAAGGCACCAAGAGCUUCGAUCCAGCCACCGACUCUCUGAUAGCUUCUUCCAAGCAAUGAGUAACGGAGAGAUGCAGAACGGGCCCAGCUACCAGGCCAUGAGCUAUCAGGUCCAGGACGAGAAGAAGACCGUCUCAGAGGCCCAGGAGAGGCUGAGAGCGGACCAGGAGGACGAAAAAAGAACAGCACCGCUGUCCACCUCUCAGCUCGUCAUCAGGAGAGGCCUGACCACUCUCGCUGCCACCCUCGUCCUCGCCGUGGGGACGGCCGUCCACCUCUUCCUGCCCCUGCCUGAGCUGGACCCUGCGACCAACAGCACUUUGGUCUGGGAGAACUUCACAUCUCCUUCUCCGCUCACCCCACAGACAUUAUCUGUUUGAGUCUGGAUGACCAGGUCAUUUUCUAUUACCAUAAGAAUUAAUACAUAGUUGUAGACAUUUAGCUGCUGAGAUGAGGAAUAUUCCAAGGGAUUUGAUGAAAUUAUUCAUUUUGUCCAAAGCCGUUUAAAUGAAAAUGUUUUCACUAUUUAUCCAAAUUAAUCUAACAUGCUACAAAAUAUUGUGUAAUAUAAAGCUGGAAAUCACUUGUUUUUUAUUUCAUCUAUAUUAUUCAUAUUUAGAGAGAACAUUGCAGGUAAACAUGAGGAUAUCUCCAGCAAUUAAGCAUAUAUCUAUUAAUAUUUUUAAUAUAAGUGUAAUGCAAAUUUGUAGCUCAGUAAACAGACAAUAAAGUAUAACAACAGAUUGUAAAUAUUUAAUCACUUGUAGCAUUAUACCGUCACAUAGUCUCCUGACUAAGAACAGUCGCAGAUACAAAUACCCAUAAAUAAAACUAAAGGAUAGCAAUUCUCUCAGGUGGCUUUUUUACUACUUGCAUCGUGUUCUCCAGAGCUUAAUCCGAGCACCAUGGCUGCCAGCGCAAG
Molecule: messenger RNA, 2472 nt
Organism: Electrophorus electricus (electric eel)
Lineage: Eukaryota; Metazoa; Chordata; Actinopteri; Gymnotiformes; Gymnotidae
Product: multidrug and toxin extrusion protein 1-like
Biological process (GO): xenobiotic detoxification by transmembrane export across the plasma membrane
Cellular component (GO): membrane
Molecular function (GO): antiporter activity; xenobiotic transmembrane transporter activity
Source: RefSeq, a predicted model, not a curated record